ACUCUCUGGACCAUGCCAUGUGCUUUGUGGACAGCAUGGGUCUUGGGGAUUGUAAUCAGCCUCUCCAAGGAAGAGCCCCCCGAUCAGGCUUCUUCUCUGUCUUGUGACCCUGCUGGUGACUGCGACGGCCACUCCAGAUCUUUGAGCUCCAUCCCCUCAGGGCUCACGGCAGCUGUGAAAAGCCUUGACCUGUCCAAUAACAGGAUCGCCUAUGUGGGCAGCAGUGACCUGCGGAAAUGCGUGAACCUCAGAGCUCUGAGGCUGGGGGCCAAUAGCAUUCAUACCGUGGAGGAAGACUCUUUUUCUUCCCUGGGGAGUCUCGAACAUCUGGACUUAUCCUAUAAUCACUUGUCUAACUUAUCAUCCUCUUGGUUCAAGUCCCUUUCCGCCUUGAAAUUCUUAAACUUACUGGGAAAUCCUUACAAAACACUCGGGGAAACACCGCUUUUUUCUCAUCUCCCAAAUCUGCGAAUCCUGAAAAUAGGCAAUAAUGACACCUUUGCUGAGAUUCAGGCCAAGGAUUUCCAGGGGCUCACUUUUCUCCAGGAACUUGAGAUUGGUGCCUCACAUCUGCAGAGGUACGCGCCAAAGAGUCUGAGGUCAAUUCAGAACAUCAGCCAUCUGAUUCUUCACAUGAGGUGGCCUGCUCGGCUGCCGGAGAUUUUCGUAGAUCUUUUAAGUUCCUUGGAAUAUUUAGAACUGAGAAACACUGAUUUUAGCACUUUCCACUUUUCAGACAUAUCCAUCAAUGAACCCAGCACAGUGAUGAAAAAAUUUACGUUUCGAAAGGCAGAAAUCACCGAUGCAAGUUUUACGGAAAUUGUGAAACUUAAUUAUGUUUCUGGAGCCUUAGAAGUAGAGUUUGAUGACUGCACCCUUAACGGACGUGGUGAUUUUAGUACAUCUGCUUUGGACACAAUUAAAUCCCUCGGUAAUGUGGAGACAUUAACAGUCCGGAGGUUGCAUAUUCCACAGUUUUUCUUGUUUUAUGAUCUAAGAAGUAUAUAUUCACUCACAGGAAAAGUUAAAAGAAUCACAAUAGAAAACAGUAAGGUUUUUCUGGUUCCCUGUUCCCUUUCACAGCAUUUAAAAUCACUGGAAUAUUUAGAUCUCAGUGAAAAUUUAAUGUCUGAAGAAUACUUGAAAAACUCAGCCUGUGAGCAUGCCUGGCCCUUCCUACACACUUUAAUUUUAAGGCAAAAUCAUUUGAAAUCAUUAGAAAAAACUGGAGAAGUUUUGCUUACUCUGAAAAACCUGACUAACCUUGAUAUCAGUAAGAAUAAUUUUGAUUCCAUGCCGGAAACUUGCCAGUGGCCGGAAAAGAUGAAAUAUUUGAACUUAUCCAGCACGAGAAUACAAAGUUUAACCCAUUGUCUUCCCCAGACCCUGGAAGUUUUAGAUAUUAGCAAUAACAAUCUCAACUCGUUUUCUUUGAAUCUGCCACAACUCAAAGAACUUUAUAUUUCCAGAAAUAAGUUGAAGACGCUCCCAGAUGCCUCCUUCCUACCCAUGUUGUCAGUUCUGAGAAUCAGCAGAAAUACGAUCAAUACUUUCUCUAAGGAGCAACUUGAUUCUUUUCAAAAGCUGAAGACUUUGGAAGCUGGAGGCAACAACUUCAUCUGCUCCUGCGACUUCCUGUCCUUCACUCAGGGGCAGCAGGCGCUGGCCCAAGUGCUGAGCGACUGGCCGGACAACUACCUGUGCGACUCUCCAUCCCACGUGCGGGGCCAGCGGGUCCAGGACACCCGCCUCUCGCUCACUGAGUGCCACAGGGUGGCCGUGGUGUCCGUCGUGUGCUGUGCCCUCUUCCUGCUGCUCCUGCUCACGGGGGCUCUGUGCCACCACUUCCACGGACUGUGGUACAUGAAGAUGAUGUGGGCCUGGCUCCAGGCCAAGAGGAAGCCGCGCAAAGCUCCCCGCAGGGACGUGUGCUAUGACGCUUUCGUGUCCUACAGUGAGCAGGACUCCUACUGGGUGGAGAACCUCAUGGUCCAGGAGCUGGAGCACUUCCAGCCUCCCUUUAAGUUGUGUCUUCACAAGCGCGACUUCAUUCCAGGCAAGUGGAUUAUCGACAACAUCAUCGACUCCAUCGAAAAGAGCCAGAAAACCAUCUUCGUGCUUUCCGAGAACUUUGUGAAGAGCGAGUGGUGCAAGUACGAGCUGGACUUCUCCCACUUCCGUCUCUUUGAUGAGAACGAUGACACCGCCAUCCUCAUUCUGCUGGAGCCCAUCGAGAAGAAGGCCAUUCCCCAGCGUUUCUGUAAGCUGCGGAAGAUAAUGAACACCAGGACCUACCUGGAGUGGCCCGCGGAUGAGACGCAGCGGGAAGGGUUUUGGUUAAAUUUGAGAGCUGCGAUCAAGUCCUAGGUUCCUUCGUGAAAGGCCAGUCUUGGUCCGAUGCUGGUCUUUAUCACUCUAGGUGGAACCAAGUCUCUUCUAACACAAGAACGUGAAUAACAUGAAGGGUGACUUGCUGACUCAAACUACUCCAACCCUUCCGGUUUGAUCUAGAGGGCUGUUUUAUAAAAACCCAUACCUGAUUGGAAAAAAAAAACAAAAACCAUG
This is a messenger RNA of Phacochoerus africanus (Common warthog), 2565 nucleotides long. RefSeq names its product toll like receptor 2 (gene TLR2). The record is from RefSeq and is a predicted model, not a curated record. NCBI's taxonomy places the organism in Eukaryota, Metazoa, Chordata, Mammalia, Artiodactyla, Suidae. Gene Ontology annotation, cellular component: membrane. Gene Ontology annotation, molecular function: triacyl lipopeptide binding; protein binding; transmembrane signaling receptor activity. Gene Ontology annotation, biological process: immune response; inflammatory response; toll-like receptor signaling pathway.